AUGGGGUCACAUCAAGAUACCGAGGCCCGUAGCCGUAAUGAUCUCGAUGACGAGGCUCUGGGAAGCCAUUUACUCUCAUCACGAGAAAUGCCCAAUCUAAAACUUCCAGUCACAACAUCCAAGAUUGGAUAUGGCCAAAGCAAUCCCACUUACUACCUGGAUGACGCUGCCGGAGUAAGAUACAUCUUGAGAAAGAAGCCUGUUGGGAAGGCCAUCAGCCCGGUUGCCCACCAGGUAGAUCGCGAGUUCAGAGUAUUGAAAGCUUUGGGAUCCGUUGAAGGGUUUCCAGUUCCCAGGGUGUUCACAUUGUGCAAUGACAGCUCUAUUAUUGGCACCCCAUUCUACGUCAUGGAAUUCGUCAAAGGGAGAAUCAUCACGGAUACGGACAUGGAAGAGCUUUCUCCAGAUGAAAGACGGCAGGCAUGGUUCUCCGCGAUCGAGACUCUGGCUUGGCUUCAUUCACUGGAUCCAGACAAGAUUGGACUUGAGGGUUACGGCAAGAAGACGGGAUUCUAUGCUCGACACUGCGCCACGUGGAGUCGCAUUGAGUUGCAGCAAGCUGCUGUCAAGCAUGUAAAGACUGGAAAACCCUUGGGUCGAGCUCAUAAGAGGUAUGACGAAGUGGUAAGAUAUGUGCGAGAGAACGUACCAAAAGCGGAUGAAUUGCUAACAGCUUCCUGCCAAAAGGUCCUUCACCCAACUGAGCCAAGAGUUAUUGCUAUUCUCGACUGGGAACUGUCCACCAUCGGCCAUCCACUUAUGGACCUCGUCUUCUGCAUAAGUCCUUUCUUCUCUGACUAUACCAAGAGUGGAAAAUCGUCCCUGUCAUUCCAGGACUCCCCAUACAAGCUAGGACAUCGAGCAAGGUCGGGUAUUCCUGAGCCAGAUGAACUUCUGGCCCGCUAUGCGGAGAUUGUGGGGUUCGAAAUGCGCCAAGAUAACCGAGGUAAAGACUGGGAUACCGCGAUAAUCUUUCACUACCUUCGAGGAGCAACUAUAGCUCACGGAAUCCAAGCAAGAUCUAUUAUUGGACAGUCCAGUAGUAGCUUCAGUCAUCUCUAUUUCUCAAAGACUAGGCAGGCGAUUGAAGCAGCUCUGCGCCGUAUUGAAUCCCUGAAGGAUCAGCAAACAUCAGAAAGCAAGCUUUAG
Molecule: messenger RNA, 1149 nt
Organism: Fusarium oxysporum Fo47
Lineage: Eukaryota; Fungi; Ascomycota; Sordariomycetes; Hypocreales; Nectriaceae
Product: kinase-like domain-containing protein
Exons: 5
Coding region: 1-1149 (382 amino acids)
Source: RefSeq, a predicted model, not a curated record